This is a messenger RNA of Torulaspora globosa, 1674 nucleotides long. RefSeq names its product lipase ROG1 family protein. The transcript has a single exon. NCBI's taxonomy places the organism in Eukaryota, Fungi, Ascomycota, Saccharomycetes, Saccharomycetales, Saccharomycetaceae. The record is from RefSeq and is a predicted model, not a curated record. Gene Ontology annotation, molecular function: monoacylglycerol lipase activity. The coding region runs from base 1 to 1674 and encodes 557 amino acids.
AUGACCUCUUAUCAUUUGGUUGUGCUGGUUCAUGGACUAUGGGGCAACGCUGCUCAUUUCGAUUACAUUAGAACCGCCUUGCAAGAGCAUGCUAGAGCUUGGAGCGAUGACCAGGAUGAAGAGUUACUUAUCUAUACAACCGCUUUGAACGAGGGUUUUAAGACUUAUGACGGCAUAGAUGUUUGCGGGUAUAGGGUAGCCGAAGAGAUUACAGAUCAGAUAGAAGCCUUUGAUAGCUCUUCAGAAGUUGGGAAGAUUACAAAAUUCUCAAUGGUAGGCUAUUCUCUUGGAGGACUAAUCUCCAGGUAUGCAUUAGGUUUACUCCACAGACGGCAGUACUUUAAAAUAAAAGACAUUCAGCUGAUAAACUUUACCACGUUUUGCACACCUCAUGUUGGUGUCCUGGCACCUGGCCGUAAUAUGGCCGUUAGAAUUUUCAAUAGCACCGUACCAUGGUUGUUGGGCAACAGUGGGAAGCAGAUGUUUCUCAAGGAUAACGUUUCUAGCUCUGGAAAUGGCUCGACUAGAGGACAGCCUUUGAUCUAUCUAAUGAGCUUAGAAAAUACUGUAUUCUACAAAGCACUGGAAAGCUUCAAGUAUAGAAGUUUAUACGCAAAUACCAUCAACGAUAAGAGGACGGCUUGGUGGACCGCGGGGAUAUCUUUGAAUGAUCCAUUUUUCAACAUUGAUGAGUACAAUGGCCUGAGAGUUUUUCAGUAUAUCGAAGGUUUCGAUACUGUGGUGGUGGAUCGUACCAAGAUGAUAGUCAUUUCACAAGCAACAGUUGCGAUGAAGGAGGAAGACGAAGCCUUGAAUGACGUCGAAUCGAAGGGGAAAUAUGAAGACAUUGGACAGGACUCUGCAAGACAUAUGGGACAAGAUUUUUAUUUCCUCAAUUAUUGGUUCCUAAAGAUAAGCAAGUGGAUUUUGGUCAUUAUCAAUAUCCUGAUAAUCGCUCCGCUGUUGCUGGUAUGGAAAAUUGUUCAGUCUGCCGCAGAGAUGACUAUAUCCACUGUUCGAGUAACCAGAUUUCUGAACAAGUAUUCACAUCAGAUAUUGCGUGAUUUCUUCGAACUCCCGGGACCAACGGACUUCGAUGACUCUCUCUCUGUUUCGGUGAGCGACAUCGGCUCGCCAGAACCGGGAGAUAACGAAAUCUGCUCUUUAAAAUCAACAUUGAGUAGAGCUUCAUCUAUAAGGUCCAAUGAUAAAGGCAAUUCGACCUUCUCGACUGAGUACGGCAGUUAUCUCGGUCUGGAAGAGUCCUUGAAUGAUCAAGCAGAUUACUUGAUGGAAAGUGUCUAUGAUGCAAUUGAAAGGAAGAAUACCCAUGGAGGCGUCAUAGAGAAAGCACAGUCGGGGUCCAGCAAGCCUGACGAGAAUUCUCUUGCGGUUAGUAUCAUCGAGUUGGAAAACAGAUCUGCCGAGCAGCUGACUGCUAAACAUGGUAAACAAAAGGAGCAACUCAUUAAAAAUCUUGACUUAAACUUGCCAGCGAAACAGCGAGCUAUCAUUAAAUCGCUGAACAAGCUAGAUUGGGAGAAAUAUCCAAUCUAUAUUCGAAAAACAACAAGCACUCACGCAUGUGCUAUUGUUCGCCAGAUGGACCCUGAUUUCCAAGAAGGCAAGGUGGUUGUUGACCAUUGGAUUAAAAACGUCUUCAGACGGGAUUGA